Molecule: messenger RNA, 1302 nt
Organism: Adineta ricciae
Lineage: Eukaryota; Metazoa; Rotifera; Eurotatoria; Adinetida; Adinetidae
Source: the annotation of a GenBank genome assembly
AUGAUUGAAAUCGAAGCUGGCGGUCGAAAAGCACAAUGCCAAGCUGGUCUUACUGGUGCUAUUGCCUGGGCAUCUGUUGCACCUUGCCUGGCAGCUGAACCAUUCGGACGAUCAGUAUGUAUCACUCCUCAACUAAUGUAUAAACUCGGUCAAGCGGCUUCUGAAUUUUGUAAUAACCAAAAUCAUGGGAAACAAAAGUGUGUUGGAAAUGAAGGUUUUAUAGCCUGUGUUUACAAUAAGUGGACUGUGCAACAAUUGUGUGGAGUAGGAACACGGUGUCAAAGCCAUCCGGCAUCGAACCGACAUGUUAUUUGUGGCUGCAAAAUCAAAUAUUUUAUCUUCGUGAUUCUAUUCUUUGGAGUAUCGAUGAUUGUGUUUAUCAAUCUUCAAACUUCGAAGGACAUCGUUUGCAACUUCUUUCUCCGAACAAUUUCAAACACAAAUCACAGUCAAUGGAGAAAGAAUAGACUUGUCAUCGUUCCUGCAGUUCACAAUGAGAUCGAUUGGCAUAAACCAACAACUUGGCCGCAAUGGCUUCGCAAUGGCCUUGAUUUAUUUAACAGUAGUCUUUCACGGUCUUAUGAUGUUUAUUUAUAUCAACGUCUCGAUCCAUAUUCGAAAUCACCGUUCAAUUGGCCCUAUUGUAAGAAUGUGCAUGAAGAAGCAGGUGUUUAUCUCAAAUUUAUCUACGACUUUUAUUAUGAUUUACCUGAUAAGAUGUUAUUUGUGCAUGCAAAACCUCAGCAACACUCUCUUUAUCCCAUUGAAGCAGCGCAAUGUAUUCGUAAUGAUGUUUAUUAUGCAAGCGUCAAUAAUAUUUGGUUUGGUAAGCGGCCUUGGAUUGCAGCGAAUCCCGAUCCGAUUGAUAACAUAACGUUAAUGUACAAAUGUGCGAAACGUAUCUUGAGUUUCUUCGGUAUUGAUGGCGAAGCUCAAUUAAAUCCCACAGAUUUGAAACAAAAAGACAUGAGUAUCUAUUCGACGAUGUGUUGUGCACAAUUUUACGUACGGAAAGAGCGCAUUCAUCAUUAUACCUACGGACAAUGGUCGGCAGCAUAUAACGCCAGUCUUGAGCCUUAUUGUACGUCACCACUUGACCGUGAACGUCCUGGCUUACCAGGAGUGAAGUCAUUCGGAAGCAGUUUUGAAUUUCUUUGGCAUAUCAUCCUUGGACUUGAAGCGCCAGAUAUGCCUGAGCCGAGAGCAAAGACAACGUCUGAUCUAUGUCAUCUAUUCCGUUCAUCUUGUUUCGGAACACUAUGCAAUGCGAUGGUUAACGGAAUUCGACGUUCAUCUACAUAA